UAUUUUUUUUCUCCUCUGGCUCAUUUGUCCUAAGUUUUCUUUUUCCUCUUCCCCCAUCCUUUUGCUGUCAUUCUAUGGAAUCUUAAAUGUGACAGCAGCAGCAGCACCAACACUAAUGACAAACCAUGUGUGUAGGGAGGUAGGGGACAGUAGGAAAGCCCCCCUUGUAGCUGUAUAUAACCAUUCCUCACAAAGGACUCAAACUUUCUACUCCCAUUUAAUAAAGAGAGCAAAUUCACUUGCAUGUCUAGAUCCAAAAACUACAGGUUUUCUUUAAACUGAUUACAGAAAUUUUGAAGCAAAUAAUGUUUUCUCUCCAGAAACUAAAAUGAUUCUUUGCACCUUCACAUUUAAAUCCUUUAUUUUAGAAAAAUACAGGAUGGUAGAGAGGGCAUUUGUCUUGAAAUAGCUCAGGUAUAAAACUGGAGCGUUAUAACUGGGAUGUAGCCCACCCUUUGUCAGCCAGUUUCUGGUGACCAUUUUUUUUAACUUUCUCAUAACUAACAUAACUUAGUAUUGUGUCACAUAUCCAAUUCUAGGAACAAUCUAUUAUUUUCUCUAAUUCUAGCUGCUUUACCCUUAGUUAAAAUUUCCAUUUUACCCGUCCUCCCAGAGGUUCUUCAUCUAAAAAGACAGAUAAUUACACAGUUUGGAGAUUUUCCCAGUUAAUUCUCUUUUUAAGAAAUAGCAUAGCUAUCAGUAGACAGACAGAUAGAAAGACAGACAGACAGACAGACAGAUAGAUAGAUAGAUAGAUAGAUAGAUAGAUAGAUAGAUAGAUUUAAAAAUGCAAGACCCUCAGAAACAAAAGCUAGAAAACUCUCAGUGGCUUCCUGAACAACCCUUUGGUUAUCAGAGUCCAGAGAAUUGAAUCAACUUGCCUGUACAAAUUCCAUACUAAAGAUCUCAGGGAGACAGAUAAUGAACAGAAGAUCAGUAUAAGAAAAAGGACAGAAUACAUCCUAUUUUCUGUGAAAUGGUUUUUUAAAAAGGCAAAAAAUCGAACUUCACAAAGCAACACGCAAUUGAAUCCCCAACCUCUGCUCACCCCUUGUUGUCCAAACCUUUUGAGCCCCGUACCUUUUUUACCCAGUAGUCUUCCCUAAAACUGUUGGUGUCUAGAAAUUUAGAGAACCUGUUUUUGUUUUUUAAAUCCCAAUCUCAGUCGAGUGAUCCUAACCUCUUGGUCCCCUCCAGUCCCCCCCCCCCUUUUUUUUUUCCUCGUUGGUCUGUUAUGUGUGAUUCGACACCAAGAAUUGGAAACGAGGCUGGGAGAAAUCGGGAAGGAAUGAGAUAAAAAAAAAAACUCAGAAGAAGGCGUGAACAGAGAGCGGUGAGUGUGUCAAUCAAAGGGUUUUGUGUCUCCUUGGCUCCUGACGGUCCAUAGCAGAGGUGUCCCAGGGUGGCACCACAAUGAAUAUGAAUAGGAGUCCUUGCUAAAUGGGACAGUCAAAGCGCACCGCCCUGAAUGAUGGCACGUCAUCCUAACCAGACCAGUAUAGAUAGGAGGGCUCCUUUUGUCUCUUUUCUCUGCCGCAGCUCUAUAAAAGCCCCUCUUUUUCAGCGUGAGGUUAGUUGAAGCACACACCAACUAGCUAUCCAGAAAAGACUUACUAACCAGAAAGAGGUGAGGGAGAGAAGAAGAGGAAGAGUUCCCUCCGUUUUUCUUCUGUCUUGCAGCUGAGAAGUACGUUCUUGUGUAGUGCGGAUUUUAAAAAAACAAAACAAAACUGCUUUGCUUUGCUUACCACUACUAUCCCCCAAAGCCUCCUGAUAGCAGGGAUCCCCUCUAAUAAAAUGAAUUCUGACUCAAGCUCUGUCUCUAGCAGAGCUUCCUCUCCGGACAUGGAUGAGAUGUACCUGAGAGACCAUCACCACCAUCACCACCAUCACCAUCAGGAUAGUCGCCUCAAUUCGGUCUCCUCCACCCAGGGUGAUCUGGUGCAGAAGAUGUCUGGGGAAGGCCUUUCCCGCAGCGGCUCCAAAGCCGGAGGCGAGAGCAGCAAAUACAAAAUCAAAAAGCAGCUCUCGGAGCAGGACCUGCAGCAGCUCCGGCUGAAGAUCAACGGGAGGGAGCGCAAGAGGAUGCACGACCUAAACCUGGCUAUGGACGGACUUCGAGAGGUCAUGCCCUACGCCCAUGGGCCCUCAGUCAGGAAGCUCUCCAAAAUCGCCACCCUCCUGCUGGCCAGAAACUACAUCCUGAUGCUCACCAGCUCCCUGGAGGAGAUGAAGAGGUUGGUGGGCGAGAUCUAUGGGGGGCAUCACUCCGCUUUCCACUGUGGGACUGUGGGGCACUCUGCAGGGCACCCGACCCACGCAGCCAAUGCAGUGCAUCAGGUGCACCCCAUCCUAGGCAGCGCUCUCUCUUCCACUAACACCUCCUCACCACUCUCAGCGUCUUUGCCCGGAAUUGGCACCAUCCGGCCACCUCAUUCUCUGCUCAAAGCCCCCUCUACACCUCAGGCCCUGCAGUUGGGCAGUGGCUUUCAGCACUGGGCCGGACUGCCAUGCCCCUGCACUAUCUGCCAGAUGCCUCCGCCGCCGCACCUGUCCGCCCUCACUACAGCCAAUAUGGCCCGCCUGUCCGCGGAAUCCAAGGACUUGCUCAAGUGACCCAUGGCCCCCAGACUGGAGAGGAUUCAAGAAAGAGACAGGGUGGGGAGCGAGUGGUGGCUAGGGGCACAGGAGAGACCCUGACCCUCUGUUGUCCUUUGAGAUGCCAGAGAAAACACUUCAAACUGGGGAGGGGGGAACAAAUCUACCCUUGGUGGUGGAAGGGGAUUCGAACAAGAUGUCCUGGGUCUGCAUGCAUGCUUCUAUUUGCCAUUGAAGCCACUUGCCACAUGGUCUUGUCAAAACUGCAUUUCUUGUAUAAACAGGGAUGAGGGUAGUGAAAAAAAAAAUCGGCCUUGAAAAGGUAAUGUCCAAGUUGGAUCCUCUGGCUCUGUUUUCUUACUUUGGGGGGUAAGAGAACCGGCAAUGUAAAUAUUUCAUUGAAAUGGAUGCAAUUCUGAUCAUGGCUUGUACGUACUCUCCGCAGGUUCCUAAGCUUCCUUUAAAACUAAACUCAAUUUCGGCAUCUCUUCCACUAGCGGUUUCGGGGAGUGACUUCUUAGUGGAUGUUCCUUUGAACAUAGAUCAAAAGAAUGCUUGCAUGCUUCUCAAUGAAUCUCGUUUAUUAUGUCCUGGCCUUGGUGCCUCACUCCUUGUAACAAGGAUUUAUUAGUGAAUUCUCCGAAGUACUCCAUAGUCUCGUCCGUGGCAGUUUGAAACGAAAACGGGGGCAUCUAGUGCAAAAAGCUCACAUUUGAGUACUCACGCACACCCUUCCCGGUCCCCCUUCCUCUCUACAAGGGAACAUGAACUCUGCUGGCAGUUCUAGGGGCAGGCAUUUCAGCCUCUUGGGCCCCCCACCCCCACCCCGCAUUCACACUCCUACCCCUUCUUGGCCCUCAUCUCCCUUGCUCAGCUCUUGUGCAUGCAGGGUCGGCUCUGACAGGAGAGCAAUCAGUAUUAUCAGACUUUAAAACUUUGGGGUAUCUUUGGUUCAUUUUGUGUUCUUUUGAGAGGGCUGGAGUUCUGUUUGGUUUGGUUCUCCUGGGCAUUUGCUUGAAAUAUUUUGUUAGGGCCUCAAAGACAGUGCGUGUCUUUAUUUUUUAUAUAUUCUUGAUAACUAUCAAUAUAUUUAUUAUUGACCCAGUGUUUCUGGAUGAGAUUUCAAAUAAAAUGAAAAAAAAAAACUUUAAAAGUCUGGCUUUGCCUUUGCCUUAAGUUUUAAGUGAAGAUGGCGCAACAUGAAGGUAGAAAGGUGUGUUCAUUUGGAGGGAAAAGAUUAAGUGAAGAAGUUUUAAUUUCUCUAAACCCCCACACAGCAAAAGAAAACAUAUUUGUAUAGAGGGAAUUGAUAAUCCAUUAACAACCCUUCCUUCCAUCUAUUAAGAAUAUAUAUAAACAUAUAUGACCAAAAUAUUCAGAUAUGGAUAUAUCUAUAUUUCAUAUCUUUCUAUGCUAUAUAAUCCUACAUUUCCCGAUGGGCAUUGUUUAAAGACACUUUCUUUUGUGGCUUAAUGCUGUUUGAGUUUUUCUGUCCCCACAGUAAGCAAUGUUAUCAACUCAUCAAGUAGAAAAAAAAAAGUAAACUGGAGUGCUAGUGUGACAGAAAUAGGAGGCAGAAUGGCAAAUUUGGGACCCUGUGCUGACAAUCAACAGAGAAAACAAACACGCAGCUGUAAGUAACUUUCUUCUAUGUACUUUCAAGUCCAUGCUUCAGAAUGGAGCUCCAGUUUGCAGUGUUUUUCCUCAAUUUAAAAAAUUAAUAAAUGUUUUUAGCACUCUAGCUCCCCCCUAAUCAUGCCCCCUACCAAUCCACUCCCACCCUUGUCUGCUUAUUCUCCUGAGAAAAGAGAAUAAAGCUCCCCUUUGUAAAUGAUGUUCUGGGGUUAAUUUUAAUGAUCACAGAAGCCACCUAGUUCCCCUGUCUGGUAGAUUUAUAGCAGGAAUUUCUAACUCUCCUCACCCUCCCAUUGAGGGCCCGGAGGGCUGAAUAAGAGGUAGCUCUGCCUUCUGAGCAAGAAAUAGCCAAAUAGUAUGCAUUAAACAAUUUUUUUUUUCCUACUAAAUACUUUCCUCUCCCCUUCAGGAUUCCUUUUUUUUUUUUUUAACCAGUUCUACACCCCCCCCCCAAACAUCUUAAUAAAGGCAGAGAGGGAGCUUUACUAGGGUCAUGAUUUCAUAGAUUUAAGGAAAUCUAGAGAUAAUGCUCACUGAAAAUUGCACAGUUGGCAUCUGGCCCUGGUUCCCACUUAAAUUCUUCCUUAAAUUUCAUAAAAUAUCACCCAAUAAAUGACACGUAAAUUCUCUCUCUCUCUCUCUCUCUCUCUCUCUCUCUCUCUCUCUCUCUCUCUCUCUCUCUCUCUCUCUCUCUCCUUUUUUCUCCCUGACUCUCCUUUCCUUAUGAAACCUCUUUUGUCCCCUCAUCUUCACUCUGUAGAACUUUAUUUCCAAUUUUGUCUGCCCUAUUGAGAUUUUCCCGAAAGAUGUUGGAAUUACUACCAAAAAAAAAAAGCUGACUUGCUUUUUUACUUCUUUUUUCCUUCCCUUCUCUUCAGUCUCCUUUCCUCUCCUCUCUUCUUUCCUUCCCCUCCUUUCCUCUCUUCUCCUCUACUCUCUCUUUUCCUUUCUCUUAACUUAAUAAAGAGAGGUACAAGUGUAUAGAUCUCAGAGAAAUUUUCCUUUCCUCUCAUCCUCUCCUCUCUCCUUUCCUUUCUUAUCCUUUUCUUUCUCCUAAUAAAGAGAGGUACAAGCAUACAGACCUCAAAGAAACUAAAGGACAUCUGCAUUGAUGUGGGUCUGAAGGUCUGUGGCUUCCCCACCAUCCCUAAAGGCUGCCUGUGGAGUCAAUGGAAGGAGGUGAAGGAUGUAGUUACGAUUGGAGAUGGAGGGAAGGGGUAAAAGUCUCCACUGGGUUUAGACAGACAAAUGGGGAAAUAAUAGUCUGUUUCCCUUGGGUGAUUCAUUUCACUGGGUGAGGAAGGAGCUGCUGAGGAUUUAUUUGAAACAAGCACAGAGCUUUUCCCUGUGACUUUAUUAUUUGGAAAGAGGAAGGGGGAGCAUUUCAUUAAUCAGGAAAAAAAACACCACUCCUAUUCCUCCCUAAGGCAGUUCAUUUCCAUCUUUUCUUAUUUUGAAAAGCUUCCUUGAGAUUUGCUUG
Molecule: messenger RNA, 5713 nt
Organism: Monodelphis domestica (gray short-tailed opossum)
Lineage: Eukaryota; Metazoa; Chordata; Mammalia; Didelphimorphia; Didelphidae
Source: RefSeq, a predicted model, not a curated record